Molecule: messenger RNA, 1140 nt
Organism: Gigantopelta aegis
Lineage: Eukaryota; Metazoa; Mollusca; Gastropoda; Neomphalida; Peltospiridae
Product: G-protein coupled receptor 157-like
Exons: 4
Coding region: 1-1140 (379 amino acids)
Biological process (GO): cell surface receptor signaling pathway; adenylate cyclase-activating G protein-coupled receptor signaling pathway
Cellular component (GO): plasma membrane
Molecular function (GO): G protein-coupled receptor activity
Source: RefSeq, a predicted model, not a curated record
AUGCUUUCCGAGAAGACUGUACAAAACAUGUCGGACACACUGACCCUCAACGUCACUCUGACGUCGGCAGAUUAUGCGUACAUUGCCAUAGUCAACGUGACGUCCCUUCUUUCCAUGAUGGGCAACCUCGCCGUGAUCGGCUGGUACACCAUGUACAAGGACGUCAGAACUCAUGGACGACGAAUGAUCAUGUUCCUGUGCGUGGCCAACUUCGUCUGCAACUUCGGGGGCAUCUUACAGGUGGCAACGUACUUCAAAAGCGUCACGUACUUGGAGGAGCGGGGCGUCCUCUGUGAGACGGCGUCGAUGUUCACCAUCUACGGCAGCGUCAGCAGCUUCUUGUGGGUGGACUGCGUGGCCUUCUACGUGUUCAUGUGUGUCACUCUGAGACUGAUCACCGUCGUCAACAGACUUGACUGGCUCUUCCACGUCUUCAGCUGGGGAAUGCCUGCUAUUAUUACUCUGUGUGCUGGUGCGUCCGACGUGUUUGGGUACGACGACGACGACGUCAGACACCGACGUCAUGCCACCCCGUGCUGGAUCAGCGAUCGCGUGGACAACCAGAUGGAGUGGUAUUACGUCACUAUUGAAGGCUGGGCCGUCCUCACAUACGUCUUUGGCGGCAUUCUCUACAUCGUCAUCACCAUCACUGUCCAGUGCCAGAAGGGUCGCGUCAGACAACGACACGUGGACAAGGAAUACGUCAUCGAGGACAUGGCCAUCUCGACGGCCAAUAAGCAGCUGCGAUUCAUCCCCGCCAUCUUCAUCGCCCUGCGAAUGUGGGGGACCAUGCACCUGAUGGUCUUUAAAUACGGACCAAUGGUUUCCAGCCGACUAGCAGACUGGCUGCUCAUCGUAAAGGGAUUUGGCGACAACGCUCUAGGUAUAGCAAACUGUGUCAUCUUUCUUCUUGCCACAAAGCCUCUCCGUCAACGUCUGGUGAAGAAUUUCCGCAAAAACAUUACUUCCUGCACAUCGUGGUGCAGACGAAACAAACCCAACGAAAGCUGGAAACCUUCUGUUAUAUUUCGCAAGAUAAAAACAAGAAAACACAAUGCGCUGGACAUUUCAGAAAUUUCCUUGGACUUUCCAGAUCAAGAUGAAAUGCUGGAGGACGAGAUCGUGUUUGAGAGGGAUUGA